Messenger RNA from Orycteropus afer afer, 372 nucleotides. RefSeq names its product C-X-C motif chemokine ligand 17 (gene CXCL17). Gene Ontology annotation, biological process: positive regulation of monocyte chemotaxis; positive regulation of vascular endothelial growth factor production; positive regulation of macrophage chemotaxis. The transcript has 5 exons. The record is from RefSeq and is a predicted model, not a curated record. Lineage: Eukaryota; Metazoa; Chordata; Mammalia; Tubulidentata; Orycteropodidae.
AUGGCAGUGUUUCAUUCAUCUUAAGUUCUUCUAUUAAGUCUAAUCCUCCCUGGAGUCAGCCAUUUCUCCAAAGAGCCCUGGUUCCUUUUACUGGAGAAUGGUAUUUACAAACUAUGGGUGUCAGGGGUCACCAGAGGCCACAGGGACCUGCGCCAGGCUUCCAGGAGGCUCCCGGAGGGCAGCCUAGAAUGUGAAUGCAAAGGUCAGUAUCUCAAGCAUCAACACGGGAAGCAGUGUCCCUGUGAUCAUUUCAAGGCCAGUGUGAAGAAAACCAGACACCGAAGGCACCACAGGAAGCCUAACAAGCUCUCCAGAGCCUGCCAGCAAUUUCUCCAACGAUGCCAGCUAGCAAGCUUAGCUCUGCCUAUUUAG